AUGGAUGCCAGUGAUCGAGGUCUCUGCGCACUUUUUCCGGCACAUAAGCAGUUCUUCCAGCUUGAAUUCGACCACGCUCAACGGGAGCUGAUUCGAGAAUUCAAUCAGAGUGGUAACAACGAAUUCGGUAUCAAUGUUAGAGAACUAAUGAGUGUCGUAUAUGCUGCUUUGAUUUGGGGAAGUUCGUGGACGAGCGGCGACGAGGAUCCCGAGUCGCACGUGAAGUUCUGGAUUGAUAACAUGUCGGCUGUAGCCUGGAGCAACAAGAGGUUUAGCAGGAAUCCCUUCGCGCAAAUGCUGCUUCGUAUCGUCAGUCUCUGUGCAAAUCCCGGACGACUGGCGAAAUCUCUCGCGUCUCUGGGAGCGUUAUUGCGAGCAGGAGCUCUAGCGCAGUCGACACGCCCUAAGUACAGCGCGGCGUGGUCUCAAUGGGUCAGGUGGUGCGGCAUGAUGAAUUUCGACCCAUGGCUGACGGAGGCCGACGUCAGCCACAACACGAUGCAGCUUGGCGCAUACGCAGUCUAUCUGUGGCAGUUCGGCAUGAAUCGUGCUAAUACGGGUAAUUCCUACUCGACAAUAUGCGGCAAGCUCUGCGCGAUCCGUUGGCACCACCGGAACUUAGCAGGAUACGAUCCCGGAGUUAAUGCCAGUCACGCGAUUCUUCUCCGUGAAAUUCGUCGAUUUACUAACCCGGUCACCAAGCAACAGCCCUUGACUGCGCGUAUGUUUCGAAUUAUCUUUUCCGACAUGAACCUCUCACUUCCGCGCAACCAAUUAUUGUGGGGUGGCCUUUUACUCGGAUAUUUUUUCAUGUUGAGAAGGUCGGAAUACUUGUUUAUUGGGAACAAAGUCCAUAGAUAUAUCGUCCGUCUGUCAGCUAUAACGUUUGUCGACGAUAUGUGCCAGCCGACGACUACCCGCAAGACAACCAUGGUGGGUUUAAAACUAAAAGGAGCAAAGAAUAACCAGUUUGGAAGAGAGGAAGUGCGCUACCACCACAAGUCCGGCGACAAAAUACUUUGCCCAGUUCGAGUAGCGAGAUGGAUUCACCGAGGAGCACGCGCAUUCAAGACGGCAGCGGAUGCCCCAGCGCUAUCACUACAGAACGGCGGUAUCACUGCGGACGAAGUAGCGACGGUGAUACGAAGAGCGGCAGCAAGACUGGGAUUUGAACCCUCGCGCUUCUCAACUCACUCAGUGCGGAUCAGAGGUGCAACGGCCUUGCUCAACUUGGGGACGGAUCGCCUCCUUAUCAAGCUGAUGGGGAGAUGGCUUUCCAAUGCUUUCGAGGCCUACCCAGUGCUCAGUGCAAAAGGCUCUGCAGAAAUGUCCACGAGAAUGUGCUAA
Messenger RNA from Phytophthora nicotianae INRA-310, 1347 nucleotides. RefSeq lists its product as hypothetical. The record is from RefSeq and is a predicted model, not a curated record. Gene Ontology annotation, molecular function: DNA binding. Bases 1 to 1347 code for a protein of 448 amino acids. Gene Ontology annotation, biological process: DNA recombination; DNA integration. Lineage: Eukaryota; Oomycota; Peronosporomycetes; Peronosporales; Peronosporaceae. The transcript has 2 exons.